CAAAUAUCCUAUAUAAGAAACCUCUAGUAUUGUUAUAUUGGGCACUCACCAAUCAAUUAAGCUCUCCAUUACAAUUCUCUAAACCCUCUUUUCCAUAACCAAAAGCAGAAAUAUGAAGCAAUCAAUGAGGCCUUUUGCUGUCAUUUGUCUAGUGCUCUUUCUUGUUUUGGCCACAGAGAUUGGAACAAGAGUAGCCGAAGCAAGAACAUGUGGAUCUCCAAGUCAUAGGUUCAAGGGACUGUGUACUAGCAGCAGAAAUUGUGAGAAUACUUGCAACACUGAAGGAUUUCCAGGAGGAGAAUGCAAAGGCUUUCGUAGAAGAUGCAUUUGUAACGGGCCGUGUGUUUAAUUAAGCUAUAAUCAUGUGCUCAUUAUGUUAAAUGUGUGCUGCUUAAAAUGCUAAUUCCAUCCUUAACAUGUUCUAGUUGAGGUGGAUAUGGAUGGUUGUUGAAUAAUAAAGUUAUUAUUGCAUGAAUAUGUUGUUACAUGCAACAUUGUGUAUGUGUAUUUUGUUGUACCACUUGUAUGUAAGUGACUAUUGUAGUAUUUACAAAUCACUAUCAAUGAGUUAUUAUGUACAAGUUGUACAACUGUACUAGAUCUUUUAAUUUUAAGAUGUUCUAUCAUGUUAUGUGUUUCAUUGUGGUAAUUUUAAAUAAUAAUGUAACAAUAUUACUCGGUUCAAUCA
Molecule: messenger RNA, 688 nt
Organism: Chenopodium quinoa (quinoa)
Lineage: Eukaryota; Viridiplantae; Streptophyta; Magnoliopsida; Caryophyllales; Amaranthaceae
Product: defensin-like protein
Exons: 2
Coding region: 113-349 (78 amino acids)
Biological process (GO): defense response
Source: RefSeq, a predicted model, not a curated record